UUGAAUAAAACACUAUCUGAGUUGAAAUGAAUUGGAAAAUUUUGCUUGGACUUAUCAUAUGUUAUUUUAUUUAUCUCAUAGUUGGUGGGAUAAUUUUUAUGAUCGUUGAAGGGAAUUACGACGCGCAAAAAUGCGAAGAAACCACCCAUACAAUAGAAAAUAUAAUCUCCAAAGUUGACAUGAAUAAAUCAGCUAUACCCAUCACAUCUCUACUGGAUCUCACACAGAAGAUUGCAAGUGCUUCCCCAAUAAGAAGAAUGCUAAAGGAAAUUUCGAACGCGGAGAAAUAUGGGUUUAUAUUUGAUUUUACCACAAUGACUUCAACGUGCGUCAACAACUGGCAUUUUGAGGCAUCGGUGUUUUUCGCUGGAACUGUAGUAACUACAAUUGGUUAUGGUCAUCUGUACCCAAAAUCGCAUCUGGGUCGAGCAAUUUGCAUUAUCUAUGCACUUAUAGGAAUUCCUUUAUUUACUAUCAUGUUCACUGGACUUGGUGGAAAGAUAGCAGGACUGGUAUUGAAACUAGAAACAAGAAUAAAUGGAAAGGCAACUCGGACUUGGGUUCGCAAAGUUCUUCUUAUCACUGUUAUAUCUCUGAUGUACGCUGUUCUUUGUCUACUGAUUCCAUCAAUUCUUUUUGUUUCAUUUGAACCUUGGAGCUACGAAGAUGCUCUUUACUACUCCUUCAUAUCAAUAACAACUAUCGGAUUUGGAGACAUUGUUGCAGGAACCGAUCCAAGCACAAAAUACAUUCCGAUUUAUCGUAUCAUGGUUUAUUUUUGGAUUUUAUUCGGUAUGGCUUUUAUGGCGACAGUGAUGUCACUCAUCAGCAAUUUCUUCAAAGAAACAGGAAAGAAGGGUAAGAAAAGAAUUCAAAAUAGGCGGAACUUGGUACCAAAACAAAAAGACGAGGUAGACGGAGAGGAGUUCGAAACAGAGGCCCUAGACGACGACAAUCGUACCAAAGAAGACGAAAAUAUUCUUUACAUCAUAGAAUGCUCGUGAUUUCUGUUGAAGAGAAUCUGCUAUUACAAUGUUGGGCCAACAUGUCGCUUGGCAUUGGUGUAUCGGUAGUGAGAAACGCCUAAACAUAUAUCAAUUCUGAUACAAGAGGACGCUUGGCACAAAUCCAGGGUUGCGGGAUUCCAGUGAUCAAAAAAGUCAGGUCAAAACUAUUUAAACGAGCAAAUGGUAACAACCCUCGAAAUAUGUUAAACUUGGCGUUAAAAAGCCAGUAUGGCAACCCUGCACAACUCUUCUCCAGGACAACCGCUUCCGGCAUUCUUAUACCACCGUCUCGAACAAAUUUUUGUAAGUUGUCAAAAUACAUCAGACCACAAUUCGGGUUUUAUGUAGCCUCUCUUCAAAUGGCGAUCCCGUAGUGUGUGCAACAAGAUGGCGAACACCUGAACAUAGUAAGUGUACCAGGUUAGGGUUAGGCCAUAAUUCUAUUCCAAUUUUCCUUGUUUUAGUUCUAUUACCAGUUUGGGGACUGGC
This is a messenger RNA of Styela clava, 1496 nucleotides long. RefSeq names its product potassium channel, subfamily K, member 16-like. Gene Ontology annotation, molecular function: outward rectifier potassium channel activity; potassium ion leak channel activity. Gene Ontology annotation, biological process: stabilization of membrane potential; potassium ion transmembrane transport. The record is from RefSeq and is a predicted model, not a curated record. Lineage: Eukaryota; Metazoa; Chordata; Ascidiacea; Stolidobranchia; Styelidae. Gene Ontology annotation, cellular component: plasma membrane.